Messenger RNA from Linum trigynum, 471 nucleotides. NCBI's taxonomy places the organism in Eukaryota, Viridiplantae, Streptophyta, Magnoliopsida, Malpighiales, Linaceae. The record is from the annotation of a GenBank genome assembly.
AUGGUCAACUCAAUGCGGUUGAAGACAGGAAGGAAAGGCCAGAUGGUGCUAAAGAUCGACCUAGCAAAAGCCUAUGACCGCCUCAACUGGGCUUUCAUCCGCGACACUCUUCUCGCGGUGAACUUUCCUCCGCAGAUGGUCCAGGUAAUCAUGGAAUGUGUAACCUCCGCUUCUAUGCAGGUAUUAUGGAAUGGCAGCUGUACAGAGUCCUUCACGCCUUCCCGGGGCCUCAGGCAGGGAUGCCCACUCUCUCCGUACAUUUUUACGCUUUGUAUGGAGAGAUUGGGGCAUCUCAUACAGAAGGAAGUCGAGGGCGGCCGUUGGAAACCCAUUCAGGCAUCGCCAGGAGGGCCUGCCUUGUCUCAUAUCUUCUUUGCAGAUGAUCUAGUCCUCUUUGCUGAAGCCAGCGAGGAGCAGGGCGAGCUGAUCAUGAAGUGCCUAGACCAAUUUUUCCAGGCUUCGGGGCAAUAG